GCCCGCGAUCAUGAAUGACAAAAACAAUAUGGCGGCUGUGACGAAAAAGAAAAAGUACAGCAAAAAGUCAAAGAAAAACUGGCGUAAACAUACUGAUAUCAAAGAUGUAGAAGAUUUUCUUGAUGAUUUAAGACAAGAAGAACGCACAGGUGGCCCUGUUGAAGAUAAACCCGAUAGCAGUUUAUUCUUUGUCGAUACGUCACAAAAAUCUGCAGUCACUGAUAAUUCAAUCCCAAAGAAAUCAAGAAAACGGAAAAUACUCAAACAAGAUGAGUUGCUUUUACCCGAUACAAGAAUUAAACCAGUCGGAAGCAAGAAAGUCAAGCAAAAUAAGAAAAACAAAAAUUCAGCCAAGAGUGAUUCGUCUAGUGAAUCUGAAGAUGAAAAACCUAAAAACAACAAUUAYAUAGCAUCAGAAAAACCUAGACAAAAAAAAGUGCCUAAAACAAACUUUGAUCUUUGGGCAACUGAAGAUAAACAAGUUGGUGAUGAGCACUAUCUAAGGGUCACAAGAAAGAGUAAAAUAAAGAUACCUAAAACAGCAAAGCGUAAAGUCACUGAUCUUCCUGCCGUCGAGGUUUGUGCAGCUGGUGCUUCAUACAAUCCCACAUACGAAGAGCAUCAGGAAUUGCUUCAAAAGGCACAUKACAAAGAAGCGCAAAAAGUGAAAGAGAUUGAAAAGCUKAACAGAAAAGUACAGUGGCUAAGUAAAGAAGAUGCAGCAAAUCUUCCAACCUGGGAAGAAGAGAUGAGCCAAGGUCUUUUUGAUGAUGAAAAAGAAGAAAAUGAAAAGAACAGCAGUGAUGAAGAGCAAAUAGAAGAUUAUGUGAAAUCUGUUCAGCCACUCAAUAGAAAAACAAAACAGCAAAAACGAAAAGAAAAGCAAGAAAAGGAACAGCAAAAGGAACAGGACACUGAAAAAGAUUUAAAACUACAAGAAAAUGAAAUAUACAGAAUAAAGACUUUGAAGAAAGAAAUUAUAAUGAAAGAAAAGAAAAUCGAAGAAAAGAGGAAGAAGAAAGAAAAAGUCAAAGAAGCUGAACUGACAAAAACAAAACGACUUGGAAGACAUGCCUUUGAAGAACCAAAUUUAGAAAUUCAAAUCAGCACUGAGAUUACUGGGAAUCUGAGAUCUUUAAAGCCGGAAGGAAAUCUUUUGACAGACCGAUUCAAAAGUUUGCAAAAGAGAAAUAUCGUMGAGAGUCGUAAACCUGUUGUACCUCAUCGAAAAUACGCUCUGAAAGAAUACGACAAACGAUCAUACAAGCAAAAAUGCAUCAAAGAAAUUUAAGAUAACCACUCAGCUCAAGAACAUCGUCUUCGCUGUCUGUAGAGCUUCGGCUUAACGUCGGCUUCACUUUCGGGCUUCCCUCGUCAGGUUUUCGUCCAAAUCCAUACCGAGUCGAGCGACCUACUUCCAAACAUCGAAGUCCCUCUCGGGCCUUUUUAAAAUUAACAAAUUGAGGCUAAGGCAAUCGAACUAUUAUCGAAUUUGCUCUCGGAUAAUCGUUUAUCAAUCUAAUUCGGCAUCAAUCUAAUUCGAGCCUCGUAGGACAUUCGGGCGUCACUCGUUCGACUAUCGACUAUAUUCGGGUGUUUUUACGGUGUUAAAUUAGACGACUAUUAAAAUUCCGGCUCUCACUCCAAAUCCCGAAACGUUUUUAACCAUCUUUUAUGAUUCAUAUACACAUUGAAAGAAAUGGGAAGAUUUAGUUUUUUUCUUUAUUUGUUAGAAUUUCAACAGACUGAAUAUUGGCUAUUAAUUGUGAAAAUCUAUAUUUACAUUGUCCUAUAAAACUAAAAAUAGGAAAUAAAAAUAUUGUAGCUGUAUGUUUGAA
Molecule: messenger RNA, 1838 nt
Organism: Exaiptasia diaphana
Lineage: Eukaryota; Metazoa; Cnidaria; Anthozoa; Actiniaria; Aiptasiidae
Product: ribosome biogenesis protein NOP53
Exons: 12
Coding region: 11-1291 (426 amino acids)
Biological process (GO): ribosomal large subunit assembly; rRNA processing
Cellular component (GO): nucleolus
Molecular function (GO): 5S rRNA binding
Source: RefSeq, a predicted model, not a curated record